Molecule: messenger RNA, 1599 nt
Organism: Pogona vitticeps (central bearded dragon)
Lineage: Eukaryota; Metazoa; Chordata; Lepidosauria; Squamata; Agamidae
Source: RefSeq, a predicted model, not a curated record
GAUCAAAUAGUUAACCAGGGACAAUUUAUAAUUACACUAUUACCUUGCUUGUACUGCACAACCCUUCUCUUGCUUUUAGGCUCUCCUAAGCCUAUUUCCCUCAAUGGCUUCUGCUCUGAUGAAGAUGAGGCAGUAAAGGAUUUCUUUCAGAACACCGGGUGCAGCAGGAAUCCCAUGGGUAGUUCAGUCAGUGCCACAGUUGAGGCUGUUGGAUCCUAACUGCCAGUAAGUCCAGAGGUGCUGAGCUGGCCAGUUUAACAUUUAGCAUGUCUGAGAACAGAAAGGGAACCUUUCUCCAACAGUGUAAGAAAUGCCAAAUCGACAUGAACGGAGACAUGUUAGAUUCACAUGGUGUGUGUCCUCGGUGCAGAGCUGAGGCAGGAGACGAGCACAAAGGCAAGAGGGAUUCUGCCACAAAGAAUGCAGAUGACAUCAUGGAGAGUGAGGCUGCCUACUCUGAUUUCAUCAGUUGUGAUCGGAGCGGCCGGAGAAAUGCGAUCCAUGACCUGCAAGGAGAUGCAGCUGCCCUUAACCUGGAGAAACUGGCAAGCACCAUGGAUGAUAUUGCUAUUACAGAGGAAGAACAACUUCUUUCUGCAGAAAAUCAAGUAGAGGAUGGUGCUACUGAGAAGGAAAGUGGAAUUAUGCCUAAAAGCCAAAAUAGCAGCCCGACGUUGUAAAACUUCAAAUUUAGGCUGCAGAAGAGUUGAAGGCUGCAUGGCAAAUCUUGUGGUGCUUCCAUCUGCAAAGAAAUCAAACUGCAACAAGGACAUUCUCACGUAAAGGUAUAGACCAUGGCCAUCUGGAUCUCAGACACAUUCUGUGGCAAGCAACUGGUACCUCCAAAGAAUCCUCUUUCUACAGUUCCAAAGCUGUAUUUCAAUUACCUGAGCCACUUAGAGAGCAUUACCAGCUAUUUUCCUAUAUAGGAAAACACAGCUUUGUUAAUAAGACAUACAUUUCAGACUUUAUUUUGCAAGGUACAUUUUGCUCAUGUGGUAAUUAUAAACAUUAUUUAUUCCUAUGUCCCUAUAGAUUAGAUACCUUAUUAGAUAGAUGCCUUAUUAUGCAGAUGCCACAUCUCAGACAUGACUUGAUAUCUGAAGGCUAUGUUAUGAACAAAGAAGUGAUAGGAUUAAUUCACCAGCUUCCUAAUGUGAAGCUCAAUGAAAUCAAUGGACAUUGGAUAAGGCAAACUAUGCUUUUUUACACUCCAGUUCAGUGUGGAUUGCGGAAGAAACAAUCCUCUAGACACAUUUAUCAUAUUGAAAGACAUAUGUGAAGUAUCACCAUCCUAAUCUACUGACUCAGUGGUUUUCUUCCCUACCAUGGAGGAAAAGAUUAAAAUUCAUAGGUGCAUACACACAUAUACCAAAGCUGGUUCAGCACUGCUAAACAGGAGCACUUCAAAAUUUGGUUUAAUAACAGUUUAGAAAAAGGGGGAGUGUUCUAUCUUUUAAACAAACUCAUAACAUUCUACAGAGUUCAGUUGUUUGGUGAAGUUUUAUAUCCCAUUAACACGCAUGUGUUGUGUUGAAAUGUAUAUGCAAAUUGACAAAUCCAUUUUCAAGCAAUUAAAACUAAUGUAGUUUCUUGUCA